This is a messenger RNA of Phanerochaete carnosa HHB-10118-sp, 329 nucleotides long. RefSeq lists its product as uncharacterized. Lineage: Eukaryota; Fungi; Basidiomycota; Agaricomycetes; Polyporales; Phanerochaetaceae. The coding region runs from base 82 to 240 and encodes 52 amino acids. The transcript has a single exon. The record is from RefSeq and is a predicted model, not a curated record.
CGGGGCAGUCACACCAACUCACACGCAAGCGUCAGCGCCGUGUACGAGUAUCAGGACGUGCACUCGAUCCACAUCUCGGACAUGCACAUCCUCGGCGGGGGCGCGUUCUUGUUCGACCUGUCUGGGCCGUGGCCGCUCCCGCUGCGCACCAAUGGCAAGCCCGACUUCCGGAUGCUAUAUGAAAUUUCAGGGUACUUUGAGCCUGACCACUUCAGUGGUGAGGUGGGCGUGCAGAUGUAGUAUAUCACCUUGAGAAUGUGUCCAGUAAUGUACAGCUGUGUCGGUGAUUUGAUGCUUAGCUACCUUAGUAUACUACCUUCGCCUUGGAG